Molecule: messenger RNA, 2430 nt
Organism: Seminavis robusta
Lineage: Eukaryota; Bacillariophyta; Bacillariophyceae; Naviculales; Naviculaceae
Source: the annotation of a GenBank genome assembly
AUGAAGUGUCUGUUGUUGCUAGUGUUGACGUUGUCAAGUCCCGUUGGAAUCUUUGGUCAGUGUCCCACUCUGAUUUGGAGCGAUGAGUUCGACGGGACCGAAUUGGAUCUGAACAAGUGGAGCUACAUGGUGGGCGAUGGAUGUGACUUGGGCGAAGGAUUGUGCGGCUGGGGAAACAAUGAGUGGCAGUUCUACACUCAAGGAGAAAACGUCCAAGUUUCCAACGGCACCUUGAAGAUCAUUGCCAAGUACGACCAAGCUACCAGUUCCUACACUUCCGCACGCAUCAGCUCUCUGGGAAAGGCAGAUUUUGACUUGACCAAACCACUCAGAUUUGAAGCUUCCAUGAAAGUACCCAAGCAAAGUCAGGGAUUGUGGCCUGCCUUUUGGAUGAUGCCCUCUCUGCAGGAAAUUACUAGUUGGCCUUCAGGCGGGGAAAUUGACAUUAUGGAGUUUAUUGGAAAGGAACCCAACCAGACCUACGGAGUCAUGCACUACGGCGUGGAAUGGGGCGACAAAAGCGAAAAGGGGGCACUCGUCAAAUUCCCUGAACACGCCGGAGAUUACUUUCAUGACUUUGCUCUAGAAAAAAAUGAAAACUCACUCUCCUGGUUCAUUGAUGGAAACAAGUUCCUUACUCUUACCGAUGCGGACAUUGAGCCCAAAUUCUCAUGGCCGUUCGAAAGCAUCUUCCAUCUCAUCCUUAACAUGGCCGUGGGCGGAAACUGGCCAGAAUAUCCGGACCAAACCACUUCCUUCCCAAACACCUUCGAGAUCGACUAUAUUCGCGUUUACGACAUGACAACCACUACCCUACCAACUCCAACUCUUGUCGGAGAUACACUCGUACAGUUCAAUGCACAAGACAAGAUGUAUUGCGUUCAAAUCAAUACAGACCUUCAACCACACAAUGAUUACGACACAUACAUUGAAUGGUGGGUUCCAGAGGGAUCUUACUACAUUCCGGUCGAUGACAAACCAAACUGCAUCAAGGUCGGCUUUGGGACGCACUCUGGAUACGUCGAAGCAAGCAUUUAUUUUAACUGUGGAAGAACCUAUGAACUCUGGAUGCCAGUGCAAGUCCAGGACUUAUACGGAACGAACUACCGAUUCUGGGCUGGAGCCAGCCAAGCAGUCUACGAAUCCAGUACGGGCACUUAUUCCGAACAGAGAGAUGACGCUGCCUCUUCGGCCAAUAUUACCUACCAACGAAAUCUCCUAGAAGUCUACGAUCACAUCACUUUCUCGUCCGAUGCCAUUCCAAACCCGCAACUUUACGUUGAAUCGGCUAGAAAAUUCUACAUGGAUGCCCUAUCUCCGACCGCGGCAGGCUGUACCAGAUUCUGGAUCCAGCUGGAAGACAGCAGCCUGGCCACUCCGGACAACUACCCCACCGGUAGACACUCUCGCUACCUCGCCUUUCUGGAAAAGGAUGGAGUCAACUACCAAAAGCUAGACUUUGAUUUCUACGACACACCCGACACGACCGUUACCAGCGUUGAUCAAAUCGUCAUUUUGAUCGAUUCCUUUGUACAACGUUCUGAUACAUACUACUUGACCAAUUGGGUCAGUGCUGCUGCGGGCUGCACCUCUGAUUGUCUACCCGUGAGUAAAAAUACAUGUCAGCUCCCUGCCAAAUCGGAAGAAGGUGCCUGUACAGAUGGAUUCAACAAUGAUGGGUUUGGUUGGAAUGGAGAUCUGACCAUGGACUGUCAGGAUAGCGACUGUUACUUGAUUGAUCCUGCCUGUCAGUCUACCACCCCCGCUCCCACACCAGCAGUUGAGAUCUGCGACAACGGCAUUGAUGACGAUCAGAAUGGUUGGAUCGACUGUGCCGACAUUGCAUGUGCGGACAGUCCACUUUGCGGUUCGUGGUGGAAUCCAUCGUGUGAUGCGUACUCCGCCUGCGUUGACGAAGGCCAUGUGGGAGAGUGUUGUCCCAACGUUUGGGGCGAGUACAAGUCUUGCUGUACCAAUGAGACUCCUGGGUCUUGCAGUGUGCACCCGGCAUGUGACGCGCUUGGUUUGGUGGGCGAUUGUUGCCCCACUCCUGAAGGCAAUGUGUUUUUGGAUUGCUGCCAACCGCAGCUGUGUGUUUCGAAUCCACGGUGUUCUGGGCUGCAAGGUGCCUGCUGUCCCACGGAUGACGGUGUUUUCUUGGAGUGUUGUGAAGAGCGUCCCGAGACUUGUGAGAUCCACCCGAAAUGUGACGCUUUGGGUCUGACAGGUCAAUGUUGUCCUACCGCUGACAAUGUGUUUUUGGAGUGCUGUGAAGCUCGUUCUUGCGACGUUCACCCUGCCUGUUCCGCUCUUGGGCUUGCAGAUGAUUGUUGUCCCACCCGAGAUGGAGUGUUUUUGGAUUGCUGCAACUUGGACAUGCCCUUCUUUGAUGGUUUCACCGGUGAGGUUGUGACCGCUCGGACUCCUUAG